This is a messenger RNA of Microstroma glucosiphilum, 1578 nucleotides long. Its product is annotated as putative ATP-dependent RNA helicase. The transcript has 6 exons. The record is from RefSeq and is a predicted model, not a curated record. NCBI's taxonomy places the organism in Eukaryota, Fungi, Basidiomycota, Exobasidiomycetes, Microstromatales, Microstromataceae. Gene Ontology annotation, biological process: mRNA splicing, via spliceosome; mRNA export from nucleus. Gene Ontology annotation, molecular function: RNA helicase activity; ATP binding; RNA binding. Bases 119 to 1423 code for a protein of 434 amino acids.
CGCAUCUUACCAUUGCUGCUUCCUCAUCCACCCACGCCCACAUCUCUUCAUCUCAUCUUGACCUGCAUCCUAGCUUCUCUACAGACCGGACUUCACGCACUCUCAUAUACAUACCAUCAUGGACGGCGAAGAUCUCAUCGACUACGAGGAGGAGAUCGCUCCGACAACUACGGCUACCAACGGAGCUGCUGCUACUGGAGAUGGAGCAGCGGCAACUGCUGACGGCGACGCGAACAAGAAGGGAUCCUACGUCGGUAUCCACUCCACCGGUUUCCGAGACUUCCUCCUCAAGCCUGAGCUGCUGCGCGCUAUCAGCGAUCUAGGUUUCGAGCACCCUUCUGAAGUUCAACAAGAAUGCAUUCCUCAGUCCAUCCUUGGUAUGGACGUUCUGUGUCAGGCCAAGUCUGGUAUGGGAAAGACUGCCGUCUUUGUGCUUGCUACUCUUCAGCAGAUUGAAGUAGUGGAUGGCGAAGUUUCUGUCAUCAUCUUGUGCCACACUCGAGAACUGGCUUUCCAAAUCCGCAACGAGUACGCCAGGUUCUCAAAGUACAUGCCCGAGGUACGCACCUCUGUCUUCUUCGGCGGUACACCCGUUGCUCAGGACCAGGCUAUCCUCAAGGACAAGGCAAAGUGCCCUCACAUCAUCGUUGGUACACCUGGUCGACUCAACGCUCUCGUGCGCGAUAAGAGCAUGAAGAUGAGCGGUGUCAAGCACUUCAUUCUCGACGAGUGUGACAAGAUGCUGGAGCAGAUCGACAUGCGCCGCGAUGUUCAGGAGAUCUUCCGCGCUACUCCCCACCACAAGCAGGUGAUGAUGUUCUCGGCUACCCUAUCGAAGGAGGUCCGGCCCACUUGCAAGAAGUUCAUGCAGAACCCGCUGGAGAUCUACGUCGACGACGAGACCAAGCUGACUCUGCACGGUCUGCAACAGCACUUUGUUCGCCUUACAGAGGCUGAGAAGAACCGUAAGCUCAACGACCUUCUCGACUCCCUAGAGUUCAACCAAGUCAUCAUCUUCGUCAAGUCCGUCACUCGAGCCAACGAGCUGGACAAGCUGCUCCGCGAAUGCAACUUCCCCAGUAUCUGCAUUCACGGUGGUCUGCCUCAGGAGGAGCGUAUCAAGAGGUACACUGCCUUCAAGCAGUUCGAGAAGCGAAUCCUGGUGGCCACUGACAUCUUUGGUCGUGGUAUCGAUGUGGAGCGAGUCAAUGUCUCUAUCAGCUACGACUGCCCCUCGGAUGCCGACUCGUACCUGCACCGAGCCGGCCGAGCUGGCCGAUUCGGAACCAAGGGUCUGUCGAUCAUCUUUGUCUCCUCGGAUGGUGAUGACGAGGUCCUCAAGUCGAUUCAGUCGCGCUUCGAAAUUGCCGUACCAGAGCUGCCAGAGAGCAUCUCGGCAGACUCGUACAUGUCGUCGGCUUGAGCUUCAGGUUUGAGGCAGGCCGGGCGCGGCGCUGCUCUGCAUCAGGUUCCGUUUGCGCAAUAGGCUCACAACAAGGAACAAAUGCUUUAGUGGACUGAGUGGCAGGACUGGAACAACAGCGCGAGCAAUUUAGUAGCGUGGAAAAUCCAAGCUUC